UUGCUUUUCAACACUGAUUCCCAUGCGCUGCUGAAACAUUCGUUAAUUAUUUUUAAGAUCGCUUCAAAGAUGUCCUUCUUACGCAGUGCCGCUGGUUUCCUGGCGCGUGUCAAGGUCUUGGAAGGUGCAACCACAGUGCAAACACGGCGCCACAUCAAACGCUGGGUUUCGCCGACGUUACGUGAGCUCGCUCACCGGCAGAAGAAACUGGGACCUCAAAAACCAGAGGCGCGGUCCGGAUUUCUGGAGUGGAACCAGCGCUCAGAGCUGUUCGCAUUUGGCAAGCGAUUGGGAGAAUCCUUUGAACUGUCCCAGCUACAACGGGCCUUCACAGAGAAAUCCUUCGCCCGGCGCGAGGAGGAGCGGCGUCGGAAGCUGGGCAUUGAGGAGACGGACCUCCAGGUGCCCGACAACAGCGAUUUGGCCGAAAAGGGCCACCAUAUUGCGCGCGCUUACGUGAAUGCCUUUCUGCAGCACCAGCUGCCAAAAGUCCCUAAAGAAGGACUCCAGGCGAUUGCUGCUUAUCUGCUUAGCACAGAGACCCUAGCUCACGUCUCCUCCCAUCUGGGAAGCAAGGAUCUGAUCCAAUCCACGGAGUACCCGCCCACUGCCGAAAGUCUGGCCCAAUCCCUGCAGGCGGUGAUCGGCGCCCUAGCGGAUUCCAGCGGCGUCGAAAGAGCUUUCCUCUUUGUCCGCGAUUUCAUCUGCACCCAACUGAACCAAAAAGACCUGCUGGAUGUGUGGACACCCCAGGAUCCCCUCCAACUUCUCGAGAAGAUCUGCAAGGAGCGAAAGCUGGGCGAAGCAGAGCCACGCCUGCUCGGAGAUUGCGGUCGGAACACAGUGCUGGCCGCCUACCAAGUUGGCAUCUACGCCAAUCGCCAGCUACUGGGCAAAGGAUUCGGCGAGGACCUUAAGACGGCGACGGAAACGGCGGCCAUCGACGGCCUCCAGAGCAUCUUCGACACCCACGACAACCGACGACCCUUCGACUUUGCUAUAAAGCUAGAGACCAAAAACGUGCGACUGGGCUGAGAAACGGAACGGGGUCGUCUGCGUCCUGGUUGAUUAUUGUAAUUUGCACUAAACACAUGUACGCAGAGAAAGUUGCGUUUUAAAAUCAUUUAACUACUAGUGAA
This is a messenger RNA of Drosophila rhopaloa, 1139 nucleotides long. RefSeq names its product 39S ribosomal protein L44, mitochondrial (gene mRpL44). Gene Ontology annotation, molecular function: double-stranded RNA binding; ribonuclease III activity. Gene Ontology annotation, biological process: RNA processing. The transcript is spliced from 2 exons. The coding region runs from base 70 to 1035 and encodes 321 amino acids. NCBI's taxonomy places the organism in Eukaryota, Metazoa, Arthropoda, Insecta, Diptera, Drosophilidae. The record is from RefSeq and is a predicted model, not a curated record.